ACUUUGAGAGACAGCCGUGGGCCCUCGCACCCGGUCCUUCCAAGCCCGCUCAGCGCGACGUAGCCACGUGCCGCCAAGUCGCCAGACAACGCUGGGGCCAUCCAGAGCAUGCGCAAUAGUCUUCCAAGACCCCGCCCCCAUCCUUACAUGCCCUUCGUCGCCUGCAGCUUCUCCUUAACUACGGGAGGGGGAGGGCAAUGAACUCAGCUGUUUCUCGUCGGCUUCUUCGUACUCUAGUCAGUAUGGGAGACGCCGUUUCCUCUCCUCCGAAGACACCCAGCAAGGAAGAGGCCCUGCCUGGUAGAAACCGAAGCCUCGUCCGUAUCCCAAGUAAGCACCAUGUCAAUGGGAACCGUCUGGUUGAACCUUUUCCAGAGGGAAUGCACAUGGCAAUAUUUGGUAUGGGCUGUUUCUGGGGAGCAGAAAGAAAAUUUUGGAGGCAGAAGGGAAUCUACUCAACUCACGUAGGUUAUGCAGGAGGGUAUACCCUAAAUCCCACCUAUGAAGAGGUCUGUUCAGGAAAAACUGGCCAUACUGAAGCUGUACGAGUGGUAUAUCAGCCGGAAACCAUCAGUGUUGAGAAACUACUCAAGGUCUUCUGGGAGAAUCAUGACCCAACGCAAGGAAUGCGGCAGGGGAAUGAUGUUGGCACGCAGUAUAGAUCUGCCAUCUACACUUACUCCUCAGAACAGAUGGAGGCUGCCCUGAAAUCUAAAGAAGAUUACCAGAAGGUAUUGACAGAGAAUGGCUUUGGUGCAAUCACAACGGAAAUUCAUGAAGCUCCAGAGUUCUACUAUGCUGAAGAUUACCACCAGCAGUAUCUAAGCAAGCACCCCAGUGGCUAUUGUGGACUUGGAGGCACUGGGGUUUCUUGUUCUUUUGGUGUGAAGGAGUGACCUUUACUUCUACAAACAGGUUCAGUGCUUCAGUACAAACUGUGGAACAAGGGGAAAAUGCGCUCCGGAUUUGUGCGACGCUUUGACUGCCAUCUUCAGCAUGCUUGCCCAUGAGCUAGUGCCAUGGUACCUUCUCAUAAGUAAAAGUUUGAGAGCUGAGCUCUGUGUAAAUGUAGCAAAAUGGAAUGUGAAGCCUUUUGUGAAGUGCACCACAGCAAAUGAGGGAAAGUACGUUUUUGAAUGCUCUCCCACAUCAAAUCCCAUAAAUAUAGAACAGAGCAGAAGAUGGCUUCGUCUUCUGUGGUGUACUAGUUUUAGGAGAUCUGCUUGUUUUGGGCAUGGCACGGGGGACAUUAAUGCCACCCCUCCUCUGGGAUCUCUGAUUUGCUGAACACAUGCACACCAGAAUCCCAGCACCAUCACUACUCCCCCUGUGCCAGCCGUCUCUGUUAACAGAAUCUGAAUGGGUGUUGCAGCUUAUCUGCUAGAUAAAUUCCUGGACUAGAAUGGGUGGGCGGAGGGGACAGAAGGAUGUUUGUGUAGCGACAGGAAAAAUGGUAGUAAUGGAAAACAUACUUCGGUACCUGCCUAGUAGGUGGGCAGAGGGAGGUUUUUCGGGGAUUUGGAGCAUAGGAAGCACUAACCAGAAUGCACACUCUCUCAUAGACACCAUUUCUCCAUUCUUCCGUCUCACAAUGUCGCUUUCUUUCUUAAAAACAGCCGAAGGGCUCAGUUACAAAUGUUUGGGUGUGUCUUUAGUUCCACAACUAUGGGCUGUAUUAAGGUCUCAGUGCGUAUUCGUUGCUGCGUUUGGGGAGUUUAAUUUUUGCAAAAUGAAUUAUGAACAGAGAUUAUGUAGGCACAAUCUACCAUGCUGCCAUUGUAGCUGCAAUUCAAAAGCUGUUGACCUCUCGAGAGGGGGAAUUUGCUGAUGGUAAGUGUGAAAAUCAAGAGCUCAAUGGAAGGAACUACAAUGUUUUUCUGCAAUUUUAAUUGUAAACAAAGUUGCCCCACUCACAGGUGUUAUUAUUUAAAAUGGCUAUUAAAUGCAGUUGUUUUCAAA
Molecule: messenger RNA, 1959 nt
Organism: Eublepharis macularius
Lineage: Eukaryota; Metazoa; Chordata; Lepidosauria; Squamata; Eublepharidae
Gene: MSRA
Product: methionine sulfoxide reductase A
Exons: 6
Coding region: 198-896 (232 amino acids)
Biological process (GO): cellular response to oxidative stress
Cellular component (GO): cytoplasm
Molecular function (GO): peptide-methionine (S)-S-oxide reductase activity
Source: RefSeq, a predicted model, not a curated record